AAAAAAUUUCUUACACCUAUUGUUGAAAAAACUAUUAUUUCAAAGAAAUUUUUACACCAUGUACAAGUUGAUUUUGUUUCUUUUGAAAAGUACCCUGAUAAGGAAUAUUGGUAUAUUGCGCAUCUUUGUGAUUAUUUCAUGAGGUUUUCUUGGACAUGCCUAUUACACACUAAAGAAGCAUCUGAG
Messenger RNA from Dentiscutata heterogama, 186 nucleotides. Lineage: Eukaryota; Fungi; Glomeromycota; Glomeromycetes; Diversisporales; Gigasporaceae. The record is from the annotation of a GenBank genome assembly.